AUGGAUCUUGACAGAAUCAGCGCAUUGUCAGAUUCUUUACUAACACACAUACUCUCGUAUCUUUUGAUCGAAGAUUCGAUCAAGACGAGCGUUUUAUCGAAGAGAUGGGAAUUUCUCUGGCUAAAGGUUCCUGUAAUGGACUUAACCACCGUUAAGAUCUCUCUUCGAGGAGAAGCCAUGUCGUGGUUGAUGCGUAGAUUUUUGGAGCUUAACCGUGGAUCAAGCCUGCAAAGGUUCAACAUAAAGUAUAUUGAUUCCAUUGACGGUAACAAUGGAGUGAUGGAUUUGAUAUCUGAGGUGAUCCAUCGCGGGGUUCAACAUCUAGAGGCUGAUAUGUGCGAAACAAUGCAACAGGGUGGUGUGAUCAGUCUCAUGCCUAAGUAUCUUUACGUGAGCAAGACAUUAGUGUCUUUAAAGCUUGUAAAUGUAGGGCUUGAGAAUCCCAGGUUUGUUGCUUCUCUACCUAAUCUCAAGAUGAUGCAUCUAAAAAACAUUUAUUACAAGAAUCAAUAUGGUCUUUUGAUUAUAAAGAUGCUCAUCUUAGCCUCGCCUCUUCUUGAAGAUCUUACCUUUGACUUUCCUGAAUUAGAAAAGAAACGAAAGCAAAUCGACUUUUGGCGGAACUUUUCUGAUUCCCCGAUGCUAGGCGAAACUGAUGAUGAUCUUACAAAUGUGCCUCUGUGUUUGAUAUCUACGCUGGAGUAUGUUAAGAUUAACAGAUUGGUAAUGAAAGAAGAAAAUGGGCUCAAACUAGUGAAUUACUUUCUUGAGAAUUCAGUAGUCCUCAAGAAACUGACUCUAAGUUUCACACAUUCUUCUGUAACCAACCAACAGCUAGAGAGCUACAAGAAGCUUAUUACAUCCACAAAACUUUCUCCAACAUGUCAAGUUAUCUUUGAUUAA
This is a messenger RNA of Capsella rubella, 903 nucleotides long. Its product is annotated as putative F-box/FBD/LRR-repeat protein At5g44950. The transcript is spliced from 3 exons. The record is from RefSeq and is a predicted model, not a curated record. Bases 1 to 903 code for a protein of 300 amino acids. NCBI's taxonomy places the organism in Eukaryota, Viridiplantae, Streptophyta, Magnoliopsida, Brassicales, Brassicaceae. Gene Ontology annotation, molecular function: protein binding.